CAGAUGCAAGGGGGGAAAUGCAUCUGUUACCCUGCAACCUUGGGUGGCUGAGAGUAAUGUAAUAGAAAAGAUCUUCCUCCAACGUGUGAUGCUGUGACAGAAAAGAUGAGACACACACGUUGAGUUCUCGUCAACAUCCAAAGGAAGAUUUAUUCUUUUUGUGUGCUAAGAUACUCCAGGAAAUUCCUGAGAGUUGUUGUAAUCUUUGGAAUAAGCUAUUCUCAAACUCACGUCCCUCAUCAUGAUGUAGUUUCUCUGGAUAUCCAAAACGAGGAAUGAAAUCUUGAAAUAUCUUUUCAGCUGCUGUUUUUCCGGAUUUGUUUCUCGUUGGCUAUGCUUGUGCAAAUCGAGUGAAAUGGUCAGCGACAAUCAGGAUAUACUCAUAACCUCCUUUGCUUGGCUCCAAAUGCAAAUAAUCAAUAGAGAUCAACUCAAAUAGAGUAAUGGUUUUGAUGGAUCCCAUUGGGGCUCUCUGUGAGACAUUGGGAUGUUUUUGUUUAAUACAUUGACAUUUCUUGGUCACAAAUCCUCAAUGUCCUGUUGCAUGUUCAGCCAUUAAAACUGUUCUCGAGCAAGAUGGGUCACCUUGUCAGGACCAACAUGGUUCAUGUCGUCAUGCAAACUCUUUAACACCUAAUGAUUUGCGUUUUUCGGGGAGAACCAGCUGUCUGUUUAGUUCUGUGUUCCGGAAAAGUAGCCCGUUUUCCACGACUAACUUGUUCCACUCGUACAACAGUCUCCUUGUUUCUUUAUACAUGGUUCUUUUAUCCUAUUCAUUUGGACUCCAAUUUAUUUGUUUCAAUGCCACAAUCUCCUUAAUAGCUGUAUUUUACUGUUGUUGUGUAUUUUUCUGUUGUGCCACUAUGCUCUGAUGUUUUCAGGCAUAGUGGUUGUGACACCAUCAGGUAAGUUAGUCUCAUCAUUUUCAUCAGCAAGUUGUAAUGCAGCAAGCCAGGGAACAUCAUUGCUUUGUGUUGCUUUGUUGCCUUGCCACACUGCAGACACUACUUCAAUCUGGAUGCCUUCUCCUGAAACCAUUCGUCCUAGAUAACGAAUUUGUCUCUUGAAAAGCUUGCAUUUGGCUGGUCGAAGUUUAAUGCCACGUUGUUGCAUUCUGCAGAAAACUUGUCUCAGAUGGUCCAUGUGUUCCUCAAAUGUUCUUGAGUAACAGAGUACAUCAUCUAAAUAAGGUACACAGGACUCAUCCCUGAUUCCUUCUAAUACACCUUCCAUACAUCUCUGGAACACAGCUGGUGCAUUGGUCAGUCCAAUGGAAUCCUUAUCCAUUCGUAGAGACCCCAAGGUGUGCUAAAUGCUGUCAGAUGUUUGACUCCUCACUCACAAAACCUUGGUGAUAUGCACUUCCUUGAUCCUUCUGGACCAAGGAAGUGCAUAAAUAAAAAAUUAUGUUUGGGGUGUCUAUUUUCUUACUUAUUGUCUUUAUUUACGAGUAACUUGUUUUUCACACCUCUACACAUCUGCAUGUAAUUUUCUACAAAGUAGAGAUUUUGGUCACAUGAUAUCGAUGCUGGAGUCUCUAUACUGACUUCCUGCUAAUUUCAAGAAAGUUGCAACUGCUUUUUUGUGUCCUAAUCUUAGUUCGGCCCUUAUUUCUGGGUGAACAUUAAUAUGCACCCAUAAAUCUAAACCAACACUCAAGUUAAUUAUUUAUAGAUCUGCUUUAAAAGCUGAAGUACCAGAGCUUCUUGAAGGCAUCACUUAAUUUAAGGGGAAACUACAUUGGCACAUUAAAGUCACACUGACCAAAAUAUUUUAUCUUGCUUGUUCUCAGAGUUGUCUGCUGAGUCAUUUGGGUCAUCUGGGUUGCCGUCUUCAUGUUAUUUGGAUCCUGUGUUGGGACUCCACAAGGGAACGAAUGUCAAACUCUGACGGAUCGCCCAAUCAAACUGAAUAAGGCUACAAACUCUUUGGUUGACGUACGGCGAAUGUGAAGAAGACAUGUGUUGUGGGCUGUCAGGGAAGACUCUGGUGGUGGUGGUGGGGACAAUUUUGGUGGUUGUGGUCCUAGUAUUAGGAGCCUCUCUUGGGUCUGUAUUUGGAAAGCAGUGUGAGAAGAAAAGUCAAGAUUGUUUGCCAUUCGCUCUAGACAUGGCUCCAGACUCUGUUGAUGACAUGUACAACAACUGUGAAGUGAAGAUGAAGGAAAAAAUAGAGAAUGAAUUUUUACAAAAUGAGAAAAACAAAGAUAAAAACUUCAAAGAGGCCUGGAAUAAAGCAGAGAAAUACUACAACAGUAAAUGGGCGAACAAUAACACGCCGCUGAAGAAAGAACAAAUCAUGGCUGCUCAUGCGUACACCCUUGAAGAACCAGCUUUAUACUGUGAUUUCAACAACGCAGUUCGAAAACAAAACUCUGAGUACAAAACCACAUUCCAGUAUCACACUCUGCACUUCUACCUCACCAUGGCCCUGCGCACCAUCAAACCUACAGCAGAAAAUUGUGUCACCGUUUACCGGAGAACAAACUGUAAAUUCAGCAAAGAUGUUCAAAACAAAGAGAUUCGUCUGGGUGCUUUUUCCUCCAGUUCGAUGGGUGACUAUUCUGAUCCAGAGUUUGGUACCAAGUCAUGCUUUGAGAUCACAACAUGUUUUGGAGCAAGCAUCUCAAAGUUCUCUAAGUUUCCAGAUGAAAGAGAAGUCCUGAUCCCUCCAUAUGAGGUUUUUAAAGUAACAGCUAUAAAGGAAAACUCAAAGAAAAACAAGCUUCCUUGUGAGGUUGUUUACACGCUGGAGAGCACAAAAACAACUCAAUCCAAUUUAAACUGUGCUCUAAUCUAGAAGAAACAUCUGCAUGGUUUUAACUGAACAAUCUAGAAAUAAAAUUAACAGUAAAUUUGGACAUGAUUUGAGAUUUUUAUAGAAAACUGGAUCCUCAGUUCUGUUUAACAAUUAGAUAUGAUAACAAAUAUACAACAGUGAGUGUGAACACCUUAAAUCAUUUUAUUAAAAAAUGGUCUAGAUUGUAAAGCUGAAUUAAAUGAUAUUGAAAUGUUAAUUCAAAUCAGUUCACAUCAAUUUGAACUACUAUCAUUAACUUUCUCCUCUUAGCUUGUUGCAGCUUAAGUCUGUUUACUGAUUCAGACAUGACUUUUUAAAUAUAUUAUACUUAAAUUAUGAUGAUCUACAAACAUUUACUCUUCACACACAGUUGGGAGUUUGAUAAAUGUUAUGUUUCCAUAAACCAACAAAAUAUAAAACAUUUCAGUCAAUAUUUCAUAAUGUUUUGGUUGCAGGUCAAAUCAAAUCCAGGUAUUUGUCCUGACAGCUUCACUCAUCAAAUUCAAAUGCCAAGAAUAUUGUUAUUGGUGACCAAUCAGAAACCUUUAUGACAAGCCAUAGUGACUGUUUAAAAUAAUUUACAGUCUAUAUGUGAGAAAGGAAACUGCACAACAAUUCAGAAGACAGACAAAACAACAAUCCAUCACUUUUACUAUAUUUUGUCACUUUGAAACUCAUAAAUUUUCAUAGUGUGUUUAAAGUGAGUCAUUCCUUCUUACUGUCGCCUCAUGCUUGAUCAAGAUGUUCAUUUAAACUCAUAAUAAUUAGCUGAGCUGCUUUAGAUUGUAAUUAUUUUAUGUGACUCCAAUGAAAAACAAUCAUCUGCAUUUGACUGUAUUGUAUUAAGAAUUGAAUUGUGAACUGCAUGUGCAUCUGAAACUAGAUUUGAAUCUGCAUGAUUGGACUGUUUUAGAUCAAUAAGAUUUUAAUUUGAACCAAAAUACAUUCAGUGAGACUGAACACAAAUUUGACCUUUUUGUCUCAUGUGAGACAAUAUCUGUUGUGAAUUAUUGUCAUUUAAAACAAGUUUAAAAACUUUAGAUUUUAAAAGUGUCUUUAAAACAGUCAAAUGUUUGAUGGUCGUGAUCAUUUAUUUUGUGCAUCUGCUGUAUUUCCUGAUUGAUUUUUCUGUUUU
This is a messenger RNA of Poeciliopsis prolifica (blackstripe livebearer), 3934 nucleotides long. RefSeq names its product ecto-ADP-ribosyltransferase 5-like. Lineage: Eukaryota; Metazoa; Chordata; Actinopteri; Cyprinodontiformes; Poeciliidae. Bases 1960 to 2799 code for a protein of 279 amino acids. The record is from RefSeq and is a predicted model, not a curated record. Gene Ontology annotation, molecular function: NAD+-protein-arginine ADP-ribosyltransferase activity; NAD+ poly-ADP-ribosyltransferase activity. The transcript is spliced from 4 exons.